Molecule: messenger RNA, 10205 nt
Organism: Chara braunii
Lineage: Eukaryota; Viridiplantae; Streptophyta; Charophyceae; Charales; Characeae
Source: the annotation of a GenBank genome assembly
GGAAUAGACCGGUCAAGGUACAAUGUUGAAUAAGGGGAUGUGCUUGUUUUCUUUUGCCAUGGAACUUAAAAAGAAGAGGCUGUCAAGAUGCCUGAGACUGGCGGCGCAUCAGUUGUUCCCAAGAAGGGCCUGACACUCGAUGACCUCAUCGCUGCCAUCGACCGACAUGAAAGGAACCCGAGCAACAUCCCAAAGGUCGAUACUUUCYAUUUCUGUGGGGAGAGAGUCUCUGAAUGGCUAUGGAACAAGCUUUGGUCGGACGGUCGGAUGUUGUAAAGUUUCAACGCAUCCUUCAGUAUAUCCUCCACAGCUACCAUCAGGAGGUGAAGAAAGUCAUAGAUGCGGCUCAAGGUAGCUGGGAGAGGUUCAAGGAGGGGAUGCAGAGGAAAUACCGCCUGGAAGACGGGUUGUUGACUACCGCGGACCUUGAAGCGAUGAACAAAGAGGAUUUUACGACCGUAGGGGCCUUUGUUCAAGAAUUUAAGAAGAGGGCGCGGAAGGUCCAUGGGAUUUCGGAGGAACCACAGUGCGCCAUCUUCCUGGGGCUACUCACAGCGUCGGAAGCCGUCGAGUUGACGAGACAUGGAGGAGGUAGCACUAAGCUYACCUGGGCCACCAUUGACAGAGGGGUGGAAGUUGGGUGCUUGGACCAGGUGGAACAACGUGAGGUACACCUGCAGAGGCAGAAGAGAAAGAAAAGAGAUGCGACCGCUUCUGGGACCCCGGGGGUAACAAGGAUUGUUACAGACGUAUUGGCACAACUAGGGUAUGUGACAGAGCCGGUGGUGCAAAGGAGGGUGGUGACGGCUGUCAAAGUAAAAGGAAAAGAGCCAGUGAUAGAGGAGGUUGUUCAGGAGGAGCUAUGGGAAGAGGAAGAGUCGGUGCCGCAGCACCUUACGAAGGUCAAGCGCAAAAUUGGGGAGGCCAUUGACCGAAGGCUUGGAGGAGUGAGGGUUGAAGCCCAACGAAGGGCGGCAGCUGGGCCGUCACCCCCUGCCAUGUUCAGGCUAUGGCAGGAAAAGGAGGAACCACCGAUUGGGGUGGAAGAAGUAGGAAGCGAUGAGGAAAUGACUCAAGGGCUACGAGGAGGAAGUGAUACGGAAGAGGCCAUAAUCAUCGAGUCAAAUGAUGAGGAUGAGGAGGAAAGAACGGAGCCUCUGUCCGUCUUAUUUGAGAAGAWKGAGGACUUGYUGGAUAAGAUGRGGAGGUACCAACAAAAGUUGGUGGGCCUCUGUGAGGAAGUGAAGGGAUGGAGGUCUAACAUCCCCACAGUAUUCCUCUAUGACUCCGGCCCUGGGUCAGCGCCUGGGCGACCCAGAGUAAAUGUGGUAGGGUCAUGCCCACAAUUGGGAAUGAGGGGGAGACCCCUCACUCCGCAGGCCCGUCUGGCACAGGCAGCGAGAACGAGGAAUCAAGCCAAAGCCAGUGCCAGCCAAGAGCCUCCAAGGAGGGAACCCGAACCAAGGAGAAGGAAAGAGGUUGUGGAAGUAGAGGACGACGAUGAURAAGAGGAAGAGGACGAGAGGCUGCGUAGAGAAGAGGAUCAGAGAGCGGAGCAGCGGGCAAGGAAAAAGGGAACCAGGGGAGAGGCCGAACCGGUCAUACAUGACGGACCGCCCAAAAAGAAAAAAUACGCGGUCCGGUUAGAAGCGGGAUUUGAUGUAGAAAAGGUGAUUGACCGGCUGCUAGAAGGGCAUAAUGACCUCAUGACACUGAAGGAAAUCCUAGCGUUAGCCCCGCGACUCCGCGCUGAACUGAAGGGGAGAUUAUCACGGCGCCUGGUGCCCAAUGUCCAUCUGGGUACGAUCCUGCCCAAGGAGGCAGAGCGGGCAGAGUCUGGUACGAAGAUGGACUGGAAGUGCGUAGCCUGCGGUACGGUGGAUUUGAUGGUGAAGGGUUCCAAGUGCGCAGCAAUGGUGGACACCGGGGCANAGAUGGACUGGAAGUGCGUAGCCUGCGGUACGGUGGAUUUGAUGGUGAAGGGUUCCAAGUGCGCAGCAAUGGUGGACACCGGGGCAGAGAUGAACGUUAUUCGGGAGGCGGACGCGAUCAGAUUCGGGCUGGAUAUAGACCGUUCUGACUGCGGUAUUCUGCAUGGAGCCAGCUGUAAGGCCGUGUUUUGCGGGACAACCUCGAAUGUGCUCGUCGAGGUUGGAAAGGUGAAGGCCAGGGCAUGCUUCUUCAUAAUGCCGGACGUGGACCAUGGAAUCCUCCUGGGGAGAUGGCUGACAUACAUCUGGAUGUCCAAUUUCGAAUUGGAACGGAUUCCUGGUAGUAAGAACCGGGCGGACGGGCUGAGUCGGAUCAACUGGGAUAAGCAGGAAGGGGAGGCGGUGGAGAAUACGCCCCCAAUUGAUGGAUUUCUGGAUCAGGAAGAAGAUGUUCGUCUUCAUAUCAACAAAUGGUCGCCGCGAGUGCCCAGUUGUGUAGGCUAUCCUAUCUGGCAAGCGCCGAAGGGGUAUGAAAGGAGGAAUGAGCUAGUCCUUAAGCCCUUUGAGGAAGAAGAUCCCUGGGGCGAGCAGCAGGAGAUCGUUAGUACCGCAGCUCCUCGAUCAGAGCAGCAGGGGGUUGUCAGUACCUUAGCAGAAUCUCCUUCAUCACCACCUCCUCAGCCCAAGAAUAAGAAGUUCAAGAGGAAGGUUGAUCAGUUAUGUUUCUACUGCAAGAAGGACGUGCAUCAUGCUCUGGACUGUCUCGAGUUCCUUGAGGAUAAGGCAACAGGGAAGGUCUCAGAGGCAGGAGUCGGGUACGGCACCAGAGCCGAGGAGUUCAACGUGCAUGCCAGCAGGUCAGCAACGGCGGAGUACGGCAAGCUGAAGCCCUUCGAUGACAUAGGGCGAGAAAGUCGGAGGCAAGGGUUACCUGGUGGAAAGGCUCAGCGGACGAGGAAGGCAAUGAAGGUUGUAGGAAAGGCAAAGCAGGGUUACGACAUGAUAAAGCCAUUGAUGAAGCCGUUUGGUGGGCUGGAAAGCACAAGAGUUGGGGGGGGUCUGGAAGCCCUGGACAUGGACAAAGGAAUGGUCGACGAAGAGAUUGAAAGAAGAAGAAGGUCAGAUGGGAGGGAGCUCAAGGUGUGCAGGUGGAGCGAUCGUGAUGUGUCCGAAAUGCAGGAAACAGAAAGGUCAGAUGACAGGCCACCAUGGCGGGAGGUGAUGACAGAUACCGUGGGACUAAGAAGGGUUCGAAAGGUAUUUGAGGGGGAGCCGAAGAGACAGGGCGUGAAGCAGGUGGAUUCUGGUGUACGAAAACGCAGGCGAGAUGACUGGGGCAUCGAUUCGUGUAGGGAAAUGCGACGGAGAGACAUGUACCCGAGGGCGGAGGGGAGGUCAGAGCCACAGUCCAUGCCUAGCCAAGAUGAGGAGGUGCAGAGAGCAGUGGAGUCCAAGGGAGAACAGCGGGGCAUGCUAACACCGAAUUCCCAUGGGGUGGAACCCCGUCAAGAGCACCGUGGUGGCAGAGAGCCAUGGGGUGCGGCGAAGAAUGAUGGGGAAGGAGUGGAGAUGCCGUGUUCGCUGAGGCAGAGCCUCAGAGAAGUUGAGAGAAAAAGUUGCAAGGUGAAGGAAGAGUGCUAUGGUGGCAGAGAGCCAUGGGGUGUGGUGGAGAAUGAUGAGGAAGGAAUGGAGAUGCCGUGUUCGCUGAGGCAGAGCCUCGGAGAAGUGGAGAGAAUAGGUUGCAAGGUGAAGGAAGAGCGCCAUGGUGGCAGAGAGCCAUGGGGUGCAGCGAAGAAUGAUGGUGAAGGAAUGGAGAUGACGCGUUCGCUGAGGAAGACGCACGGAGAAGUGGAGAGAAAAGGUUGCAAGGUGAAUGAAGAGCGCCAUGGUGAAGGAAUGGAGAUGCUGCGUUCGCUGAGGAAGACCCACGGAGAAGUGGAGAGAAAAGGUUGCAAGGUGAAGGAAGAGCGCCAUAGUGGCAGAGAGCCAUGGGGUGCAGCGAAGAAUGAUGGGGAAGGAAUGGAGAUGCCGUGUUCGCUGAGGCAAAGCCUCGGAGAAGUGGAGAGAAUAGGUUGCAAGGUGAAGGUACAUGACCAGAAGGGUGGCCAUUUUCGGCAAACAGCCCGAACAGGUUGGGAUCGAAGCUCCAGGGAAUGGAACUCGAGGGAGCUGAACUCCAGGGAGCACAAUGGGAGGGAUCAAACUGCCGAGGAACGAAAUUUGCGAGAGGCAGGAGGCACAGAACCUGCCAAGGAGUACAGGUGGGAACAAACUGCACAUCAAGCUUCAACCCUAGACCGCUGGGGUGCAACGGAGGCGGCUGAUACUACGUGCAUGGAGACGACGUUGGACAGUGAGCAGAUCCAGGAUCAUGGGCAAAAGAGAACAGAACGAGUGGCUAGGCAAGGGGAGGCAUGGAAACCCGUCAAGAAAAGGCAAAGGAUGGGGAUAGAAAAGGGAACAACGCCUGCUCAGAAAGGUGAAGAUGAGCCAAGACAACAAAAGGGUGCUGCCAUUGUUCAACAGCGAGUUGGGGGUGGUGAACCUGGCGUGAAGGCGGGCAACAAAGUGAUGGGAAAAGCAGAAGAGCAUUCAUCGGUCACAUCAUCAAGGCAUUGCAUGCAGGCAAAGCUUGACUGGAUUUGGCAGCGCCACAGGAAUGCAGGGCAACAAGAUCGGGUGUGUCAUCAGCCAGAGCAGAAUCGCCUGGAAUCCGGAAGCCAGGAGCUCAGGGCCAUACCAAGCCGUUGCCAGAGUGUGUCCCCAAGCAGCCAACCUUGCCAUAAAGUUUCCCAGAACCUGAACCCACAUUCAAAGGCCCCUUGUGGUCAGUCUCACAGAGUUUUCCGAAGCCCAAACCAGAAUGGGUCUCACGCUCCUCAACCCAGAAGGGCCUCCCCAUGCGGAACUGCAUCAGGUGAGCCGAUGAUGAAGCUCAAGGGGGAGCGGGUGUCUGAGCGGGGGAACCUGAAGAAUGAACAAUGUAGCACAGCCAAGAGCGAGGAUAAGGAAGGAGAUGAUGUGAUGGAUAAUGCUUCAAGAGUGUGUGACAGGGUAGCAAAGUCAGCUGUCCAGGAGCAGCUGCACUCUGCACAAGGUGAGUAUGGUCAUGAUGCGCAGUACGCUUUUCACGUGCGGAGUACAACCCUUCAUCGCCGAAAUAAUGCAACCACUGUGUCCAGUAAGGAUACCAAAAUCCUAAGAAAAGGCAGCCUGGUGUCAGGCAGAAAAAAUGAGCAGGGCAAACAACUGCGCAGUCGUGAGUGUGUUACUCGUCACAGUAGUGGAACAGGAGAGCUCAGAUCACAGAGAAGGGCGAGCACUGUUACUGAGGAUGAGGAGCAGCAAAGAAUGGAUGGUCAAGGAACACCGGUCAGAGGUAGGAGGUCGAGUAUGGUAGGGAGACGUCUCCGGCAUGUGUCGCAAGGAAAGAAAAGAGUACUGUCCAACAGGCAAAGGAACAAAUCUAUGCCACCUGAAGUGCCUGCAGAACCAGGCGAAAAAGCGCUCAUGGCUCGGUGUGGGACCCAGAGAGGAGAAUCUGCAGUGAGUUUUGAGAGAGCAGAUGUAAGAAAGAUUGGGGACCAGGAGAGGCCGGAUGAUGCCAAGCCAACGGACCCUGAGGAGAGUGCGGUACAUAGUAGAGAAACACCAGUAGAGCAUGUAGGUAAUGGUUGGAAAGAAGCGAACAAGGUGGGUACAGAGUUGGUAGGAGAGGAGGGUAGCCUCCAGGGUGCCGCCAAUCUGUCGGAAGACGAAGAUGCACUUGCUUCAACGUUUCCCCAUACUCCAAAGGCGGCCAAAAGGUCAAAGCGGUCUGAUGCGAGCUGUAGGAUGACCCCUCGAUCAAGGAAACUAACUGAGGCUAUGCGGGCAUUUCGUCAAGGUAAGAAGAGAAGAGAGACCUGGAGAGAGGUGAGUCUUGUGGGAGCUCCUCCCUCGGCUCUGCUUGGGCGCAUGUGCAAGGUGUACUGGCCGUUGGAUGACGCAUGGUAUGCGGGCACUAUAAAGAGCUAUAAUCCUCAGACUCAGAAACAUAAGGUGGACUACAAUGAUGAUGAGAACGAGUGGCUCAUUCUUGCUGAGGAACGAGUUCAGCUGAAGUUGGCACCCGGUGAGCAGUGGAACUUCAACCCGGACCAGGAGAAGGAGCCCUCCUCUGCUGAAAGCGAGGAAACACGGCCAGGUGGGGAGGUGAGUGGCAGUGGGAGUGGGCCGAAGAGGGGAGGGAACCAGGGGAAGAAGAAAAAGAGGGGAAGUACAGUUGACUCUGCGAGUGUGACUUUGGACAGCUCGGAAGGUGCCAUGAUGCCGGGGGAUGUUGUUUGGGGGAAGAUUAAGUUUUACCCAAUGUGGCCUGCACUGGUCCUGGACGAGCAGUAUGCCGAGAGGAAGAUUGGCUCUGCACCAAACAGUCGGGAAGUGCACACAGUGCCGGUGCAAUUCUUUGGGACAUUUGAGUAUGCAAGGCUGCAUCACAAGUACGUUGAAGGAUUUUCGAGUGGCAUCGACCGACAAUAUCACUACAAGUCUCAGAAAACUGUUUUCCUGAAUGCACUGGAAGAGGCAGAGCGGUACAUGAAUGAGCAUAAGCUUCCUCCGCUGAUGGACAGUGAUUGCACAGAUUCUGACGGGCAGCUCGUUGAAGAGGAGGAAGAUGAAGGGGAUGAUGGACAGGCAGCGAAUGGGGGGCGUGCAGUGGAUCACAACGUUCCACCGAAGAUGCCACUCAAGCUGGGAAACCUGACAGUCCACAGUCUAGGGACAGUUGUGACAGACUCGGAGCAUUUUCACACUUGCUACAAUAUAGUUACUGAGGGAUACAGUGCUUCUCGCUAUUUCCCGUCCAUGAGAGAUCCAACCAAGUUGGUGGAAUAUAAAAUGGAAGUUGUACGUCAUCCAACCUCUCGGAAGUUGCCACUCUUCAGGGUUAUCCCGGCGGAUGGUAUGACAGUUGAGGGUGGCACACCGACUGCUUGCUGGCGCUUUAUCUCAGACUGUGUUGCUGAUGAAAAGUCAAAGCUUGCAGAAGAAGAACAUCCCCGGUGCUUCACUCAUUCCGUUCGUUCUGGGCCAGUCAUGUUUGGCUAUGCAGUUCCUCAGGUGGCAGCCUUCAUUCAAGCUCUCCCGAAUGCGAGGAGAUGCAAUCGGUUUUCAAAAUGGGUGAGUGGAUGUGACCGAGGAUUGCAAAUGUGCGGUGAGGGUGGGAUGCGCAUGGGGAAAGAGGCGAACAAUUUGUCACCGAAGGUGCUCCCAGAUAGCUUGCAGGAUUGCCCAGGAGUUAUGCCAACUGGAUACCGACCUGUCUAUGUAGAACGCUCUGGUGAUCGGUGUGAUGUUUGCUACACCGAUGAGGAAACAUUGGAUAACCAGCUCUUGCAAUGUGACAAGUGUCAUGUCAUGGUUCACAUGAAUUGUUACGGGGAGUUGGAGCCUCCAGAUGGAGAUCUGUGGCUUUGUUCGCUUUGUCGCCCGGGUGCUCCCAAACGACCACCCAUUUGCUGCCUCUGCCCGGUCGUGGGUGGUGCAAUGAAGAGAACCACUGAUGGUGCUUGGGCUCACAUAACCUGUGCAACUUGGAUUCCAGAGACAUGUUUGUUGGAUGUGAAGCGAAUGGAACCCAUUGAUGGUGUGGGUCGGAUCAGCAAAGAUCGCUGGAAACUGACAUGUCACAUUUGUAAGAUUCCUUAUGGGGCAUGCAUUCAGUGCAACGUGAGGACAUGCUAUCUGGCAUACCAUGUCCUUUGUGGGCGUAACGCUGGACUUGUCUUCGAGUUCAAGGAGGAGGAGUACGGCAGAAGCAAGGGUGACGACGAGUCCAUGACAAUCAAGUUGCUUUCAUACUGUAAAAAGCAUGGUCCAGAACAGGGAAACGCUAAGCAGGGAGCUGAGCAGAGGCCUCUUCUGAAGGCUACAGGAAUUCAACUGAGCCAGGAAGCAUACAACCCUCCGCCGAACCCCUCAGGAUGUGCACGUUCAGAGCCAUACAAUGCUGCUGUGCGAAGGGGUAGGCGAGAGCCAGAAGCUGUUGCCGCAGCACUGGCCAAGCGGCUCUUCGUGGAGAAUGUGCCAUACAUUAUCAAUGGACGCCGGGAUAAUCUAUUUCCCGUGCCUCCUGUUCAACUUGCGAAUGGUGGUGUGCAUCCAGUUGGGGGAAAGGUUGUGCAGGCACAAGCUAGUGGAAACCUGUCCCGGCUUGCAUCAGCUGGCGAGAGUGCAGGUGAUGGAAGGACAUUUGGCGGCCGUGGAAGCAGUGCUUCUAGUGUGAACUGGGCCACCGUAACGAAUGGUGGUGGGGAGCUUGUCGACAGUCGAAGCGAGGGAGCUGGGAGCACUGUAGGAGGAAUCGGAGGUGCCACUACAGUUGGAUCGGCCACAAAGAAGAAAGAUGUCUUAUCAAUGUCUGAGAGAGUUAGGUAUAUGCGAUCCAGCAUGCACGAGCGGCUCACAUUUGGCAAGUCUGCUAUUCAUGGCUGGGGCGUGUUUACAAAGAAGGUUCAUCGGGGAGGGGAUAUGGUCAUUGAGUACGGAGGGGAGCUGGUACGGCCUGUAGUAGCAGAUAUGAGAGAAAAGCGGUGCUACGACUCACUGGUGGGUGCAGGGACUUACAUGUUCCGCGUAGAUGAGGAGCGUGUAGUGGACGCCACUGGAGCAGGCACAAUUGCUCACUUGAUAAAUCAUGCAUGUGAGCCAAACUGCUUCUCAAAGAUGGUGCAAGUCAAUGGGGAAGAUCGGAUAAUCAUCUUUGCAAAGAGAGAUCUCACUGCUGGUGAGGAGCUCACAUAUGACUACAGGUUCACGUCGAAAGAUGAGCGCUUAAUUUGCAACUGUGGUUGUGCAGGGUGUCGUGGUUUUGUUAAUAUUGAUGAUGAUGAUGAUGGUAGUGAGAGGAUAGUGGUGCCGCGGUCAGAGAUUUGCCCAUACCAUCCUGGAAGAUCUUAUGACCACAAUCAAGAUGGUGAUGGUGAUCACCAGUAGAUGACUGUUCGUUGUGCCCCUGCUUUGGUGUGGGUUUUUGGUGCAUAUUAUUGUCCUCGUUCUUUGUUGUACUUUGAGCAGGCAACACACCUUCCUUCCUGUGGCAAACUGGAGGUUAGAAUAUGAAAUCCACAGUUACCAGGGUGUGGGCUCUGUGGAACCCUGUUUUCAGGGGUAGGCAUUUUGCAGACCUGAUGGAAGACACUGGCCUGGACCUAAUCAUGUAGGGUCAGGCUGCAUUCCGGGAUAACACUGCCAGAACGACUCUGUUCUCACAUCAAGAGCGACCACAUUGUCUCCAUCAUUUUGCUGGAUGUUUCCUCUGAAAUAUUGGUGCGUAACAGCUCCAGGGAGACUGCCUCAUUCAAGUGGUCGGAGGUUCUGAACUAGCAACAGCUCAGCUGAGAGACGACAGAGUAUCUGUUGACAGCAGUGAAUCGAGGUUUUCUCGCUUAAUUUUAUGUGGUAGCGCAGCCAGGAGGAUGCUAUAGACAUGCCGAAGGACAGGCACAAGUCUCAGCGGAACUUUGUACAGGCUUUCCAGGUGGGAAUGUUAUGCUCUGUGGCCGGGGACGUUCCACUGUUCUGUGUACUUUGUGCUGGGAAGCGGGCAUACCAGUGUCAGUGGUCGAAAACCAGCCCUUUAGAACAGCCAGCAAGGUUGAAGGCGAAGCAUUGAUAGUUAGGUUCAGUUCCUGUAGCGAAGGCAGAUAUCCCUACACUAUUAUAAUCGCUAAGGGAACCAGUGUGUGAUCCAGGCCGUCGUCUGUCCUACCGACUGACGGCCUGCAUCGUCGGGCACAUGUAAUAUAUCUGCAAUCUCAGCCGUUGGGUCCUACCAGAUCGACGAUGCCCGAUCGGCCCCGGGGUCUUAAGAUCUUAAGGUCGUGCACUGAUCCAGACCGUCGAUCCGAUAGGACCCGGUGGCUAGGUUGCAGAUUUGUACUGGGAACCGGUUUGCCCAAGGGCCAUUUCUCAGCGUGGUCCCUACCGGUAGGGUUUCUUGGCGCAGUAACUACCGGUAGGGUUUUGUCAUAUGUUGCUGGCGUAUGUGCAUCUGUCCAUUUCGGCUGUGGUUCUCCGUCGGUUGUCGUUCGUAACUUCGCCCGUUGUGCAGCGUGCUGUCGGACACGAACAAGUUGUACUCCCCCAGGGGUGCUGUCAGUAUCGCCCCCACUCUCUCUCUCUCUCUCUCUCUCUCUCUCUCUCUCUCUCUCUCUCUCUCUCUCUCUCUGCAUCUCUCUCUGGUGGACGGUAAGCUGUGGUGGUCGGGGGCUGUCUUAGCCCGUUACGUGU